ACCGCAUCGGGAUUCGGUAAUGUGUGGACAGCUUCUUCCGCUAAGCUUAUCAGCGUCUAAAACUGAUGUAGCCUACUGAAGCAGUCUCCUCAGGCUUUUAGGAUCCACAGAGUCAACUUUCUCAUUCCACAAAAUAAACCCCCAAACAUUAUCAGCACUCAUGGAUUCACCAGCAACCCCGCAGCCAGUCAUAUGUGAGGUCUGUGGUACGUUCUUCGAGACACGGCGAGGGCUCUCCAGCCACGCCCGCCUCCAUCUACGGCAGCUCGGUGUGACAUCAUCAGAAAGCAGCGGUGCUCCCAUUGAACUCCUCUACCAGCUUGUCCAGGAGAGAGGUGACUCUCUCCCUGAUUUCAAAGCAGACUCCUCUGUGCCUGGGACAGCCCCUCUCCAAAAAACAUCACAGCAGGAGUCCAGGACACCUUCAGUCCCAGAGGCCAGGAGUGACUUCUUAAAAGCAGAUAGUAGAGUCAUGACAACUCCGCAAAAGAUGCAUCAACAGGAAUCUCCAGCCAGACCGAAAGAGUCACCAAUUGCUCUCCUCCACUCGCCCCCCUCUGGUCUUAGGCUGGGAGAGUCUAGACCAAGUGAAGGCGGCAGCUCAUCAUCAAGCCACAAAACCACAGCCAAGCCAAUGUGGGCACCUCUGGAAACUGACGCCCCCAUCACCUUAGCUUCAGACACUAACAAUGAGGUCCAUGUGUGCCAACUUUGUGGCUGCUGGUACGGGACACGUAAAGGCCUGUCUAGUCAUGCUCGGGAACAUCUGCGCCAGAUUGGAAUCCCUGACAGCGACAUUAAGGGCAGCCCGAUUGAUUUGCUUUACAAGAUCAUGGAAGAGGAGGACCUCAAGCCCAUCAGCAGCGCGAAACAGGAGGAGCUCACCUCAAACAAUCCCCCUAGAUCCUCCUCUAAACGACCUUCCAAUCAAUCCUCUCCACUUGGUUCUCCACCCAGCAAGCAGCCUAAAUCAUCAGAGGACUUUACCUGUAUUCUGUGUGGGGAGGAGUUUGAGAAUCGUAAAGGCCUGGCCAUCCAUGCACGUGCUCACCUGCGUCAGAUUGGAGUGGUUGACCUGCAGGGGAAAAUCUCUGCAAUUGACACCGUCCAGGAACUGGUCAGCAGUGGCAUGCUAGAAGCCACACACUCUCCCAAAUCAUCCGUAGCACUAUCCCCAGCCCCGUUUGCCUCAACAUCGCACCCCUCAAGCCCUGCAAAAUACACCCGGUCUCCUGUCAACAGGGCCCCAAAGGCUAAGAAAGGCUUUCGGCUAGCAGUGGACCCCCUUCAUAGGAAGCCCAAGCCUGAGCCUUUGGAGAUUGAGGUGUCAGUUCAGCCGAAGGGAUCCAGCAAUAACAGCAGCUCUCCCACGGAGAAGUCCACUGCUGCUUCAAAGCCUGUUAAUGCAGUGUCCUCCACGGAUGUACAAUCCACGCCAACAGUUCUUUGUGAUUUCUGUGGCCAGCUGUUUGAGACACGCAAAGCCCUGUCAUGCCAUGCCCGUGCCCAUCUGCGCCAGCUCGGCCUCAGCUGGUCGAUCAAAACAUCACCGAUUGAUCUCCUCAAAGAGGUCAUGAUUCAUGGUGAAGAAGGCAAGAAAGUGUCUGUGCCCACUGGGUCAUCAGGCAAAGGCGUGUGGACCCCUCCAGGCUCCAGAAGGUUCCUGGACAGCCUCCGGUCAGGGGAGCCAGCCACCAACCCUUCCACCUCACCUAUUGAUUAUUCCAUGAAAGAGAAAUCCCCCCCUGGCAAAAGUGGAGCCGCCCACCCCGACGCAUCCUGUGAGCUUUGUGGAUUUGAGUUUGAAAACCGCAAGGCUCUGGCCAGUCACGCUCGGGCCCACCUCCGACAGCUGGGAAUUAUUGAAUGGAAGGCAGAUGGAGCUAGUUCUCCAAUCGAACUCCUCAGUGAUUUGAUCCGGAGGGACCCAGCCAAGGUUGCAGCUAUAACCAGACGCUAUCGUAUGGGAGACCUUUAUAUCAAGAAGUCCCAGAGAGGUGCCGUGUCGCCCUCUCGGUCCACAGACUCUGACUCUGUCUCUGGCAGCAGCCUGAAGCCUUCAGUGAGCAGAGAGAACUUGGGUGUAACUGCCAGCUCAUCCAGACACUCUCACAGCCACACACGGACUACUGCAGCCCACGGCACCCCCAGUGUGCGCUUCCCAAGGGGGCUCCAUCCCCCAAAACAUGUUGUGCCUUCAGGGGAAGAAAAUCCGGACGCCAAUCCCCAGCAGCCAUCACGGUCUGGCAGCAUCCCCGCUAUGCUGCCAAAGCCUCCGCUAACGCCGCUGGUCAAACUGGUGGGCAAAGUCUACUCCCUUCGGUGCAGGUUCUGUGAAGAAGUAUUUCAUGGACCUCAGUCUGUUCAAGAGCGAUGGAUCACACACCUGCAGAAACACAUCCUGUCGCUGGGCUACAAAGGCAAAGCAUCUCCUCCUGCUGCACCCGUGGCAGCUCCAGCACUUGUUCAUCCAGUAGCUGUCUAGUCCACGAAGUCUUUCUGUAAUGUUCAUUUAACAUCAUUUUAUUUCAAACUUCAUCAUUUUCACAACGAAGUCUAAAAGAAGUCUUUAUGUCUAUUUUGAGGCAACAGAUCCGUCUAAAACAUGCAAAUUAAAUGUUUCUUUUUUGUCCCCAAGAGGGCAAACGUUAGCCAUAUGAGGGAGCAGCAGCAGAAGGUAAACCACUCAGGUAAAAUCCACCCGAAACAAUAGAUCACAAUUCUGAUCACUACAAGUUAUUAGAAAAUAUACAAAGAUAUUUCAUCCCUCAUUUUGAGGGUCAGUGCUCUCUUCCUGCUCAUAAAUCCUAACAUUUUUAUAGAUGUUGUAAAUGUGUUGGAAUGCCUUUCAAUAUUUGUCAUUAGCACCAUUCAUGUCCCAGACGGAUAGAACGAUCCUGGUCACUGAUUUUGUUUUUGUCCUACUAAGUAGACUGGUGUGGUUGCCAUUUCACUGUGAUAUAGUCUUUGCUUUUAUAUGCUUUUGAAUUUUAUGUAUUUUUAAGUAUUUUUCUAUAAAUCUGGAUGGAUUAAAUUGUUUCUGAAACACUGAUAAAAGAAAGUUAGAUGCAGAAUUUAUACCCAACUUGUUACAACUUUGUUGAAAAAAAAAAAAAAAGGGUUAGCAGUAAUUUAAUGUCCUGAUAAUCAAAGCCUCAGCCGUCUAGACCAUAGAGACACUGUGUUUCUGUUAUUGCCAUGUUCUUUGGGAAUAAGUGCAAGUUUUUGUAUGAACUAUUUUCUAUUGUCAAUGUCUUGUUAACGUUAAAACUGAUACUUCCCUGACUUUCUCGGUUGCCUAUAACAGCGUGUGGACUGAUUUCUAUGUAGAGGACCCAGGACAAGUUUUUCAAAGGCAACCCCCCCACCCUCCUGCCUGCCAUACUUCCGGUGCUCGAGGUGUUAUCUACCGAACCGAAUGGCAACGCAGAUUUUGGUGCCACUUAAAUAUCUGCGCUGCCCCUCUGGUGCUCCGAAACAGACGUAACAGACAAAGAAAGCUUACUGCAGGUCAUGUUAGUUAACAUUCCACCUGGCAACAGGUAACGCUAGCCUACCGUUAGCUACUAGCUGGCUUAAACACAGUUUAAAUGCUUAGAGCUAAACUGUCUGAAGUGUGGCUGUAUUUUACUGCAAAGAAUUUUCUGCAGCUAAAAAGACACAGUGUAGCCUAGCUGCACUUUCUGAGACACCAUGGCCACCGCCGGAGUCAGAGAAACCCAGACUGGGCUGAUUGGUGCAUUCAUGUGCAACCCCAGAAACCUGACCUAUUGUAAAUUACCUUUUUGCCAUCUAAUGUUGUUUACCAGCAAGUGACUUGUGAAAUAAGUUAUAUCUCAAAUAAAUUAUUUAAAUG
Molecule: messenger RNA, 3856 nt
Organism: Etheostoma cragini (Arkansas darter)
Lineage: Eukaryota; Metazoa; Chordata; Actinopteri; Perciformes; Percidae
Product: protein Wiz-like
Exons: 9
Coding region: 161-2485 (774 amino acids)
Biological process (GO): regulation of transcription by RNA polymerase II
Cellular component (GO): nucleus
Molecular function (GO): DNA-binding transcription factor activity, RNA polymerase II-specific; RNA polymerase II cis-regulatory region sequence-specific DNA binding
Source: RefSeq, a predicted model, not a curated record